Neltuma alba is the source of this 1189-nucleotide messenger RNA. Its product is annotated as bark storage protein A-like. Lineage: Eukaryota; Viridiplantae; Streptophyta; Magnoliopsida; Fabales; Fabaceae. The record is from RefSeq and is a predicted model, not a curated record. The coding region runs from base 110 to 1189 and encodes 359 amino acids. Gene Ontology annotation, molecular function: catalytic activity. Gene Ontology annotation, biological process: nucleoside metabolic process. The transcript has 6 exons.
UGUGUUGAAAACAAUUGUGUCUGCUAUGUUCAUGUAUUUUCUAUAAACUGUAUCCAUUUACCAAUAUUUUUAGCUUCUUAUUGCUAGUUAAAUUCACUCUUCAAUAAGCAUGGCUGCAAGAGUUUUGAUGAUUAUGUUGCUGAGUUUGACAGCAGCAUUUGCAGAACCAUUAAGCAGAAGAAGGGCAAUGCAAGUGAUACAGGAAGUGAAGCAGAAAGGGCCAUAUUUUGGUAUCAUCGCUGCCUACCCACCUGAGGAGAUUGCAUUUUUUGCUUCCAAGGCAUUUGAACCCGAUCCAAAUCACCCUUUUGUGGAACUCUCAGGGAGGCUAUACAGGGUCGGGAAGGUCUUUGAUAAGAAAGUCAUCUUUGUGAGGUGUGGAGUAGGAAUGCUGAACGCAGCAGCAGUGGCACAACAAAUGAUUGAUGUGUUAGACGUAGUUGGGAUACUGCAUUUUGGAAUUGCUGGAAGUGCGAAUGACUCCAUUUCCUUUGGGGAUGUCACCAUUCCCAAACAGUUUGUUCAUACUGGCCUAUGGGACUGGCUGAAGCCGAAUGGGACACUUGAAAGUAGUGACUUUGCUCACUUGGAUUUUGGUAACUUCGAUGUUCCAAAAGGCAACAAUUUGUUGGGACGUGUUGGCUACAGUUCUGAAGAAUUCUUUUCUGUCACUGGAAAACCCAACUUAGCACAGCGUUUGAUCUGGGCUAAAGUUACUUCUCAAUGGCUUCAACUUGCUGCUACUUUGGAGGGAAUACAGCUAGAACGUUGUAUAAACUCGAGCUUUUGUCUUCCGCAUAGUACCAAGUUAGUGGUUGGUGUGAAUGGCACAUCAGCCGACAUAUAUGUCGACAAUGAAGCUUACAGAGAUUUCCUGUUCCAAACAUUUCAAGUUUCUUCUGUUGAUAUGGAGAGUUUCGCCAUAGUCAUGACAAGCUUGUCGAAUGGGAUUCCAGUGGUAGUGAUAAGAGGAAUAUCAGAUAUGGCGGGAAAGAGCGGAGAAGAAGCCAUUGACACAUUUGGAGCUCUUGCUGCUACCAAUGCAGUCACAGUUUUGCUUCGCCUUCUCAACAUUUUGCCUUCCUCACUUCAUCAUUACAUUUCAUUUUUUAACUUCUUCCAACAACAGUCUACUUCUUUCAUCACUUUGAUCUUACUGUUGUUCUUUCUUUUUUAUCCGCAAAUAUAA